This is a messenger RNA of Calliphora vicina (urban bluebottle blowfly), 1685 nucleotides long. RefSeq names its product neuronal PAS domain-containing protein 4A. The record is from RefSeq and is a predicted model, not a curated record. Gene Ontology annotation, biological process: regulation of transcription by RNA polymerase II. Gene Ontology annotation, cellular component: nucleus; transcription regulator complex. Bases 432 to 1679 code for a protein of 415 amino acids. NCBI's taxonomy places the organism in Eukaryota, Metazoa, Arthropoda, Insecta, Diptera, Calliphoridae. The transcript has 3 exons.
AAAAAAAAUACAGAUAAAAAGAAAUUUGUUCUAAAAGAUAAAUUUGAUAAAUCACACGUAUAAACAACCAAAAACGGAAACGGACAUGCGCCAUAUUGUAUAAAGAAAAUUACAACAAUAACUACUAACAAGAAACAAAAACAGUUGGUAUGGUAGUGGUAACGAAAGCAGCAAACAACCACAAAGAUAAAAAAAAUUUGGCAGCAAAAACAGUUAACACUCUUUGUUGCACACACACAAAGAUACAUUAAAGAGCCAGUGGUAUUAACAGCAAAACAAGUUAAGAGAGAGAGUGAGAUAUAAGAAAAAGAGAUUGAGUGCCAAACCAUUGAGUAUGUUUAAAAAUAAAGCACUCAUUGUAGUAAGACAAAAAUAAGAGUUAAUAAAACCAGUUGAUACUUCUAAACGUUAAGAUAAAAGCAAAUUGUGAGAUGGCUUUUACGCGCCAUCAAAUAGAAAAAAGACGUUUAAUUGAAUUGGUUAAAUUGAAUCCCAUUUUGUGGGAUUGUCGUUUGCCCCACUACAAGCGAUCGGACAAGAAAAAAGCCUUGAAAUGGAAUGAAUUGGGUCGCAUAUUCAGUGUAAAUGGUGAACGAGUGCAAAGAACUUUUACUUCAUUGAGGGAAAUAUUUCGCCGAGAAUUGAAUCAUGAGAAAAUGCUGGGCGCCCGAUUUAAAUCCAAAUGGGAGUAUUAUGAUGAAAUGGCUUUUCUGAAGGAGGUGAUAAGAGAAAGAAAAUCACGAGAACGUGCCAAAUCCAAUGAUGUCAUGCCGCCCAAUUUGAAUAACACCAAUAAUAACACCUCUACCGGCAUAGAUGAGUACCAGUAUUUUGCUCCCAAUGAUCCCAAUAAUCCACAAAACCAAUCCACCACACCGCCUAUAACAGCUACACAGGCCUCACUUUUGCCCCUAACACAACCCAUAACGGUAUCACAAAUACUACCUACUACCACACAUAAUGGCAACUCAACACCAUUGCUGCCGCCCCUAAAUCCUAGCAAUUUGUCCCUACCCAUGACAACUAUAGCCACCACCCAACUACAACCAGAUGUUUUACUUAAUCUAACACCCACAACUUUGGCAGCUUUACAAAAACUUAAUGCAUCUAAUUCUACUUUUCCAAAUCAACAACCCUCACGACCUUUGUCAAGAGCCCGAUCUCUAACCAUACGCUCUUGCUCCUCUUCGCCCUCCAUUUACAUAAAAGACGAACCCGAUUCGUUAGAGGACACCAUUUCGUUGGACACCAAUUCCAAUGGUAAAAUCAAAGAUACUCACAAAUCUCUAAACAGCCGUUCCAAGGAUACUUCCUCUAAACUUUUAUUAAAUUCCAAAAAUCUUAAUUCCUCUACCCAAAAUCUAGUCAUAGAUGAGCGAGACUGUUCGGAUUUGGAUGAUGAUCCUGAUGAUGAUGUUGAUAUGCUGGACGAUCGCCUAUCGAUUGCCACUUCCCUGCAAAGUCUUAAUAAGGAACCUCCAGUCGCAGCAGUUGGUAAUAACAGUCAUCAUCCCACGCCUCGUUCCCAGCCAUUGCAUAAUUUGUAUCCCAAGCCAACAGCAAGAGAAAUACUUUAUACGAAAUUUGGAGAAUUUUUGGCGGCUCGUUUGAAUACUUUAAAUGAGACGGUGGCCAAUGAGUUGAUGAAUAAAAUUUUAAUGUUAAUUGCAGAGAAGUAAGUGAGG